Molecule: messenger RNA, 1050 nt
Organism: Gregarina niphandrodes
Lineage: Eukaryota; Apicomplexa; Conoidasida; Eugregarinorida; Gregarinidae
Exons: 1
Coding region: 1-1050 (349 amino acids)
Source: RefSeq, a predicted model, not a curated record
AUGCUUCCAAUCGUUAUUGGCUUCUUGGUGCAAUAUUUCACGCUACCUAUAGCGUUUGCUAAACUUAUACGGUCCCCACUGAAAGAUUCUAAAAUAGUCCCAGUGAUUGCGAGUUCCUUGGGUCAAUUCUGCUGGAUUGAAUUUCUUUACUGCUGGGACAAGUACCUACGACAACCUCUAAUCUCAACUACUUCAUCAGACCAGGCCACUAGGUGCCAUGGAGAUCUACCUCUAUUAAUUAAGACUGAGACUCAUAAUACUCAUAAUACUCAUAAUACUCAUAAUACUCAUAAUACUCAUAAUACUCAUAAUACUCAUAAUACUCAUAAUACUCAUAAUACUCAUAAGGCUCAUAAACAUGACCAAGUUGUCAGCGAUAUGGUUUUAUCAAAUGACGAGGUGGUGGAGCUUGAUUCUAGUCGAGAAACGACGCAAAGCGGAAAUUGCAAGAAGAUAUUUGACAUAGGAAAAGACGUCAAAGAGUGUACUGAAAUAUCCCAAAAGGCUUCGACAUUGUCGCCUAAUAUUGUUCAUGAACUAAUACCCCCCAAUGAUAUGGUUGCAAGUCGAUCUCUCGGUGUUAAUAUUAAGCCUAUUACGACAGUUCCUAUGUCGUUUGAGUUUGCUAAAUCAUUUAAAGAAUCAUCGAUGAUUGCUAAAGCCGCUAUUUACUUUGGUCUUUUCUUGCGAUAUUAUGAAGUGAAUGAGAAAGUGGACUUGCCAUUACUCCCUGUUCCUGACCGUCUACUCAGUGAUCUAAUCGUCGAAUUCUUAGCAGGGUUUGCACUGAGGGUCUUCAUCAAGUCAAAUGUACCUUCUUCUCCCAGGAUUCGGAGCUGGAAGGUUUACAGUAACUGCCUCUUUUCAAGCGCUCUGAAUUUUAUAGUCAGAGCUCACAGAAACUGCAGGGGUAGCUUGAUGUCUCUUGUGCCUCUUGUCGCCUUAGUUGCUCGAGCUAACACCGCGAAUGACGUGGCUCAGUACCUGCUUCUAGCGGGGGCCCCCUAUCUGGGACAUUGGCUCGCUGAUCUGUUGGUUACAAUUCGAUAA